AUGAUCUUUCUCGCUUCACCCCGGCUUCUUUUCGGGGCGACUGUUGUUGUGGCAUUAUGCCAGGCACAGCUCUUUCCUAAUGGAUUCAGCUUCAAUCCGCAGUUGACCAGCAAAAAAUGUCCUCGAGACGCCAAGGCAGUGGAGAGGGAUGCGUUUCUUGAUCAGCUGGUGGCAAACCUCACCGUUCCAGAGCUGGUCCUGCAAAUGCACCUCAUGUUCGCAGAUAACAUCAUCGGGCCAAAAUCGGACAAUGGGUUGUAUGAUUAUACGAUGCGUCUCGCGCCUACCGCCCCGAUCGGAAUCAUCCACGAUUGGUAUCCCACCAAUAAGUCUCAGUACAACGACCUCCAGAGAUUAAACUCCCAAAAAGCUCGCAUCGAUAUCCCCUUCCUGCAGACUGGAGAAUGCCUCCAUGGCGUUGGCUCGUUCAAACAGUCCAUGUUGCCGCAGUCCAUUGGCAUGGCAGCCUCCUUUGACACCAAUCUGGUGCACCGUGUCGGGAGAGCAAUCGGCACUGAGGCGAGCUCCAUCGGCAUCCAUGCCUGCUUUGCGCCGGUCCUGGAUCUGGGGAAAGAUCCUCGUUGGGGGAGAGUUCAAGAGGCCUGGGGUGAAGACAUGGUUCUCACGUCCCACAUGGGCGUUGCAUAUGCCUCUGGCCUGUCAAAGAAUGGAUCAUUGUCUGACCCCGAUGCCGUCGUACCCGUGAUGAAGCAUUUUGCCGCGCAUGGAAGCCCUCAAGCCGGACACAAUGCCGCUCCUUUCAUGGGCUAUGGAGUCAGAGAGGUUCUCCAGGAACUGUUGGUCCCGUUCAAGGCAGCUGUAGACCUGGGAGGUGUGAAAGGUGUCAUGAUGGCUUACAGCGAACUUGAUGAAGUCCCGUGUUCGGUGAAUCCAAUUUUAUAUCAAGCUCUCGAGAGCUGGGGAUACGACGGAUAUGUCACCGCUGAUGAUGGAGGUCUCUCCAUGCUGUACGAAACGCAUCGUGUGACCAGUUCCGUCACCGAUACGAUUGCGCAAUGGCACAACGCUGGCGGCAUGGUGCAAUACUAUGAUUUUCCGCUGGAAACAACGGUGGACUUGGUUGCCAACGGUACUUUGUCCAAAUCAACUCUGCAAUCGCUGGUUCGCAGGAUUCUGGGCGUCAAGUAUGAUCUGGGUCUCUUUGAAAACCGCUACAUCGCGGACGAUGUCGACUCCGAGGCGAUCACGCAAUCACACGUUCCUCUCACUCUCGAGGCUGCACAGAAGAGCAUUGUUCUUUUGGAAAACCGCAAUGUGACACUGCCCUUGAAGCCAAAAGAGAAAGGGAUCAAAAGGAUUGCGCUCGUUGGGCCGUUCGGUGAUACUUUCAACUAUGGCGACUACUCCGGACAAUGGGGAGGUUACCCCGUGGCCAACGCCAGUACCAUUCGCCAGGCAAUGUCCCAGUAUCUCGCGGUGAACGCGUCCGGCACGGAACUCGUCUCCAGCUGGGGUGCGAACUCGUGGUUGUACAAUGGGCAGUACAAUAUCCCUCCCUACCACCUCUCUGCCAAUGGCACUUCUGGUGGUCUGCUGGCGACCUACUAUGCGGACACCAAUUUCACCGAUGCAAGGUUCCAGAAGCUGGAGACUCCCAGCCUCGAUUGGGGACUCUACCCUCCCAACGGCCUACCGUCGAACAACUUCAGCGUCACAUGGGAGGGCGAUCUCACCGUGCCGGUCGACGCGGAGGUCGAUGGCUGGCUCGGGGUGGCAGUCUACGCGAACACCACCGCAAAGCUAUAUGUCGACGGUCAAUUCCUGGUCGAAGCCGAAGCGACACCUUCGGGCAACAUCCUAUCCAACAUCAUGCCGCUUUCGUACUCCAUGGCGAACGGGACAAUGGCCCCUCCUGGAUCUGCUCCCUUCACCUUCCGCAAAGGCGCUAGGCAUCAUAUCCGGCUGGAAUACCAGGCUUGGAAUUAUGUCCAGAAGUUCGAGAACGUGAAUUCGCUCAACGCUCAGGUCUUGCUGUUUUGGAACCUUGUUGAUCGGAAUGAUCCAGUUGGUAAAGCCGUCGAUAUUGCCAAGUCAUCUGAUGUCAUUGUGCUCGCAGUUGGCGCAAACUGGAACAGCGACGGCGAGAGCGGAGACCGGGCGACCUUGGGCCUGUCUCCAAACCAGACUGCCCUUGCCGAUGCGAUAUUCGCCCUCGAGAAGCCGGUCGUUCUCGUGCUGCAGGGAGGCCGUCCGUUUGCUAUUCCGCAAUACUAUCGUCAAGCUGCUGCUGUCCUGAAUACAUUUUUCCCCGGCCAAUCCGGCGGCCAAGCCAUUUCAGAUGCGAUUUUUGGAAUAACCAACCCUGGCGGACGAGUUCCUCUGAGCGUUCCGUAUGACGUAGGCACUCUGCCGGUUUACUACAACUACAAGCCAUCAUACCCUCGUGACUACACCGACAUCCCUUACACUCCGAUUGUAAGCUCCCUGCCCCUCUCGCCUCUCAACGAUCAGAUGAUCCUUACCAUUUCGCGCGUGACCAAACAGUAUCCAUUCGGCUACGGCCUCUCGUACACGAAUUUCAGCGUUUCCAAUUUCCGCGCCACCGCUACAUCGCCAAACAGCACCACUACUGCGUCCACUAAUAGUAGUUUCACACCGACCUCAACCAUCACUUUUUCCGUCGACAUCACCAACACAGGCGACAUAGCAGGCAGCUACGUGCCGCAGGUGUACCUCCUCGGCCGCGUUUCGUCCAUCACGCGUCCCGUGCGGCAGCUCGUCGCCUUCACACGCGUGUACCUGUCCCCCGGAGAGACGGCGACGGCGACGAUGGACCUCGACGUGGCGCGGUACCUGACGGUGCUGGAUCGAGCGUACCAGUGGGUUGUGGAGCCGGGCGCGUAUACGUUUGCGUUGAUGGAGAAUGGUGGUAGCCAGGCGUCGACGGCGAUGAAUGUGACGAUGAGUUGUUGUCGCUGA
Molecule: messenger RNA, 2940 nt
Organism: Rasamsonia emersonii CBS 393.64
Lineage: Eukaryota; Fungi; Ascomycota; Eurotiomycetes; Eurotiales; Trichocomaceae
Product: beta-glucosidase
Exons: 13
Coding region: 1-2940 (979 amino acids)
Biological process (GO): arabinan catabolic process; xylan catabolic process
Cellular component (GO): plant-type cell wall
Molecular function (GO): xylan 1,4-beta-xylosidase activity; alpha-L-arabinofuranosidase activity
Source: RefSeq, a predicted model, not a curated record